This is a messenger RNA of Pelobates cultripes (western spadefoot toad), 14436 nucleotides long. The record is from the annotation of a GenBank genome assembly. NCBI's taxonomy places the organism in Eukaryota, Metazoa, Chordata, Amphibia, Anura, Pelobatidae.
CUUCUGAAAGCCACGCACAUAGCACACGGUCCCUAAGGCUCCAGCAGCUGAUAUUGUCAGACGGUCCCUGGGCCAUACGCUAUGAGGUCAAAGUAUUAAAGGGGCUGGCUGGCUGCUCUGUGCACACUGUGUCUCAGGUUAGUUGACUGCAGCAUGUUUUUGGGGUUUUUUUGCAAGAAGUCUGGUUGGUUACAAUAACUAAUAUAGGGAUUUCUACACUCUAUAUAAUGCUAAAUCACUGUUCUCAUAUAUCUUACUUUACCAAUGAGGGAUCUCCUGGUAGACCAGUAAUUAUUGGGCAAUCUUUGCAGCCAGGUGUUUCUGAACUACAUUUCCCAUGAUGCUUAGCCAGCCUUAAAGGCCCACACUUGCAUGUAAACCCUCUGCAGCAUCAGACUGCGAAUGUAGCCCUGACCUCUGCCGGCUGAUUAACUGCGCUGUGAAAACUUAUAGGAUUCUAUGGAGACUUGACUGCACGCAGGCAAGAGGGGCCAAUAGUCGACAAAAGCCGUAUUAACCCUUCCUAUACCAGCAGCGACACCGCAUGGUUAAAAAACAAAAUCUGCAUUUCUAAGUAGUGGUGCUGCUAUAAACGCCAAUGUCUUUACAAAAUACAUGGUUACCUAGUGUCUUGUGAAUCCCCCCAAUAAUAUAAUCCCAUUUGUUAUUCCUCUGUCCCCCCCCCCACCACCACCCUAAAUUCUAUUCUAUAACAUUUAACUGCCCACUACUAAUCUAUCUAAACUAAUAGUGGAAUAUGGGACAAGGCAUGAUCUCAUCAUUCAGAGAUUUAGAGUAUACUGGCAAAUUAUAAAAAUGAUAUAUUUAGUAAUUAGCCAAAUGUGAUGAUUUUACAAUGCGAAGCUAGCUGGUUUAUUCCCUGUGUGAACUUGCCGUGAAUUUAGAGUGAAUUCUAAAUUUUAGUCUAAAAUUAUAAACUGGUAUUCCAAAGAUUUUAGUGGGACAGUCCAGAUUUUCGGACUCUUUCCCGUCGUCCCGCACUAUUUCCCUGGUGUCCCCAACCACCAUAGUGUGAGCACAUCAUUAAACACAAUUGCUCUAUUCUUAGGACACUAGGACCCUGCAGAAAGCACUGAUACGGUGCUCCCCUCAGGGGCUGGCCUUAGAUGAUUGGCAGGUUGCCUGGCGUGAAUGCACCUGCCAAUAAUUUGGGUGGACACGCCACCUUUCUGGGCAGGCCCGCCCCUUUGGGUGGAGCCAGUAAUAUAAUCAGGUCACUGGUCCACCCCUUUCUUGUGACGCGAGAGUUGGGAGGUAUGUAUAAAUGUCAACACACACAUUAUGUGUAAUAUAUAUUUAACAGACAAUAAGAUAAAAAAUAAUUUAACAAGUCUGAGGGUAACAGCCAUUUCUUUUAUUAAAGGAACACUAUAGUCACCUAAAUUACUUUAGCUAAAUAAAGCAGUUUUAGUGUAUAGAUCAUUCCCCUGCAAUUUCACUGCUCAAUUCACUGCCAUUUAGGAGUUAAAUCACUUUGUUUCUGUUUAUGCAGCCCUAGCCAGGGCCGGACUGGGAGAAAAAUUCGGCCCGGGCAUUUUUUUAACACAGCGGCCCACUAAAAAGGGGGCGGGGCAGAGGAGGUGUGUUUUGUCAUCACCAAUGACAAACACGCCUCCUCUCAAAGUGAGCAUGUUGGUUCAAUGCUCUUCCAGGGCAGACCAUGCGCAGAGCUCUGCUGAAGAGCUCUAGCAUGAGAAAAAAGUCCUGUAUUUGUUCUGCACAGUGCAAGCAAGUUUAAUAACAUGCUUGCACUGUGUUUCCUUGCAACUUGUCUCUGGUGUCUAUAAAUGGAUACCAGGAGACAAAAGGCCAGGAAAGAGUAUUGUGCAUGUGUUUGGAGCCUGCUUGUGGUAUUGCGUGUGUGUAGAGUGAGCUGGUCGUGGUGUGGUAUUGUGUAAUAAGGUCAGUUUUAGUCGUGUUGUGUUUGUGGUGUAAUGUGAUGCAUAUGUGGCUAUGGGCUGUAGAGAAUAUGUGUAUUGGGGAUAUAGCAAGUGUGUGCAUACAGGCUAUAGUGUGUGUGUGUUUAGGGGUGUAGUAUGUGUUUGCUUACAAGGAAUCUAGUGUGUGUGUAUAGGGGAUCCAGAGUGUGUAUGUUAAAGGACCACUAUAGUGCCAGGAAAACAUACUCGUUUUGAUGGCACUAUAGUGCCCUGAGGGUGCCCCCACCCUCAGGGACCCCCUCCCGCCCGGCUCUGGAAAGGGGUUAAAACUUACCCUUUUCCAGUGCCGGGCGGGGAGCUCUCCUCCUCCGAUCCGCCCCGUCGGCUGAAUGCGCACGUGCGGCAAGAGAUGCGCGCGCAUUCAGCCGGUCGCAUAGGAAAGCAUUUAUAAUGCUUUCCUAUGGACGCUUGCGUGCUCUCACUGUGAUUUUCACAGUGAAAAGCACGCAAGCUCCUCUAGCGGCUGUCAAUGAGACAGCUGCUAGAGGCUUUGGGGGAAGGCUUAACCCAUUGAUAAACAUAGCAGUUUCUCUGAAACUGCUAUGUUUAUAAAACAAUAGGUUAACCCUAGAAGGACCUGGCACCAAGACCACUUCAUUAAGCUGAAGUGGUCUGGGUGGCUAGAGUGGUCCUUUAAGAGUGUAGUGUGUGUGUGUGUGUGUGUGUGUGUGUAUAUAUUUGGAAGUAUUGUGUAUGUGUGUGGUGCAGUGUGUUGGGGGGGUUCUGUGUGUAUGUGUGUGUGUGUGAGAGUGCGGUGUGUGUGUGAGAGUGCCGUGUGUGUGAUGUGUGUGAGAGUACCGUGUGUGAGUGAUGGGUGUGAGAGUGCUGUGUGUGAGUGAUGGAUGUGAGAAUGCUGUGUGAGAUGGGUGUGAGAGUGCUGUGUGUGAGAGAGUGCUGUGUGUGAGAGUGCUCUGUGAGAGUGCUGUGAGAGAGUGCUGUGAGUAUGAUGGGUGUGAGAGUGCUGUGAGAGAGUGCUGUGAGUGUGAUGGGUGAGAGAGUGCUGUGAGUGUGAUGGGUGUGAGAGAGUGCUGUGAGUGUGAUGGGUGAGAGAGUGCUGUGAGUGUGAUGGGUGUGAGAGUGCUGUGUGAGAGAGUGAUGGGUGUGUGUGAGAGUGCUGUGUGAGAGAGUGCUCUGUGAGAGUGCUGUGUGAGAGUGUGCUCUGUGAGAGUGCUCUGUGAGAGUGCUGUGAGUGUGAUGGGUGUGAGAGAGUGCUGUGUGUGUGUGAGAGCUGUGUGAGAGAGUGCUCUGUGAGAGUGCUGUGAGUGUGAUGCUGUGUGAGAGAGUGCUGUGUGUGAUGGGUGUGUGAGUGCUGUAUAAAUGUUAUUGUGUGUGUGUAGGGGGGGUAAAUAAUAAUAAAAAAAAAAACAGGCAUUAUGUCCCCCCCUCCCUUCUUACCUUUAGCCUUGGAGGGGGGGGGGCGGCAUGCUGGUGACUGGGAGGCCGGGAGGCAGUGUUCCCUGGUGGUCCUCGUGGGUGAGUAAACUCUAGCCUGUGAGGCUAGAGUUCACUCUCGCGAGAUCCGGUCGUUGCCAUAGCAACGCGCCGGAUCUCGCGAGAGGAACCCGGCGGAGCCGCAAGUUAGAGCUCCGCCGGGUCCUCUCUCCAGCCUGGCUGGCUGCCUGUCUCCCUCCCCGCCGGCGGCCGCAUGUGGGCCGGGUGAGGGAGAGCUUUGAUCUCCCCACCGGACCGUCGUGGCAGACAGCGGGGCCGGCGCUCGGAUAGUGCCGGCCCUGCAUAGACCGGCAGGGGAGAUCCUGGGACCUCCCCUGCCGGCCUCGGCCCCACGGACACCGCGGCCCACCGGGCAUUUGCCCGGUGUGCCCGAUGGCCAAUCCGGGCCUGGCCCUAGCCACACCUCCCCUGGCCAUGAUUGACAGAGUCUGCAUGAAAAAAAAAACUGGUUUCACUUUCAAACAGAUGUAAUUUACCUUAAAUAAUUGUAUCUGAAUCUCUAAAUUGAACUUUAAUCACAUACAGGAGGCUCUUGCAGGGUCUAGCAAGCUAUUAACAUAGCAGGGGAUAAGAAAAUCUUAAUUAAACAGAACUUGCAAUAAAGAAAGCCUAAAUAGGGCUCUAUUUACAGGAAGUGUUUAUGGAAGACUGUGCAAGUCACAUGCAGGGAGGUGUGACUAGGGUUCAUAAACAAAGGGAUUUAACUCCUAAAUGGCAGAGGAUUGAGCAGUGAAGCUGCAGGGGCAUGUUCUAUACACCAAAACUGCUUCAUUAAGCUAAAGUUGUUCAGGUGACUAUAGUGUCCCUUUAAUAAAGGUUUUUGUUAGGUUGCAUAUAUAAACCGUGUAGUGUAUUCGACUCGUUUUCAUUUUGUUAAGCUUAGCUUCAGUCUUCUGGAAUACACUAAUAAAUAAUUUUUUUAUAAUUACAAAAAUACAAGUAACCUGUUCAGUAACAGGAUUGUACAAACGAUACACAGUAAUCCCUUGUUGAUCCAAGGAGAAAUACGGUUUCCAUUUUGAAGUCAAGAAGGAAUUUACUAUAUUGUUGCGCAUUGGGAAUUUACUAGCUAUUCUGAAAUAUUGUUUUUUGUUUUUUUCUUUGCCUUUGUUUGGAUCAACAGCAGAACGAUGUGUGCAGCACUGAACUUGAUAGACUUGAGUCUUUUUUUCCAACCUCAGUUACUUUGUAAAUAAGUAUAGAAUUCACUAGUCGGGGUCUAUUUGUGGGCAUUGAGUUGUGAUUUCAAUACCCCUAUGGGGUGUCUUGUUGCACUGCUUCCUUUAAAAAUAGCUCGCUAUAUUUGUAUUGUAAUUUACAGGCUGAGUAGAAGAAGUGUAUUAUGGGUAAGUUGUGCAUAAUUGUGUCCUUUUAAACAGCAAGUCUGACCAAAGAGACCAGAUCCCAGUGAGCCUCUCCGUGUCCAGGUGUCCGACUUAUCCUUUCCGAGUUCUGCCUGAUCCAGAAGGACUGAGUGAGUUCUCUGUUUAAAUCCACUGAUAUUCUUUAUUCUUAUAUAGAGCUCCUAUCCAGGGUGUUUGCCUAUAUUAGCAAUUAAUUAUUCACUAACGCCUAUUAUUAAUAUUUUAUUGAGGAUUAACUCUCUGACUAUCAGAGGGUUGAGAGUACAAUGGAUUGAGUUUUAUACACAGGAUUUGUUAAAAUCUUUUAGUGAUGCAAAAGGUAAAUACCUGCCAACAGUCCUUGAUAUUCAGUGAUAGUCCCUAUUUUUUAAUAUUUGUUGGAGUUUUAAGUAGAUAUAUACACACAGGUAUAAGAACACCACCAUUCUUCCCAGCACUUUUAACAGAGCUCAUUUGUGUAGAUUUAUUUAUAACAAUUGUAAAAUAUAAGUCCUGCGCUCACUCCCAUCACUACAGGGUGGCAGCAAUGACUACAGUACACAUCAGCCCCAAUAUAUAGUAAAAACCAGAGAAAAACAAGUUACCUGCGCUCUCUCCUUAAUCCCUAUGUAUAUUUAAACAAAUGGAGGUCAUUUAGUUACUCCAAUGACCAUUGCAGAGAAUGCCCGCCUGCCAACGUUAUGGCAGACCCCCCUAAAUCGGGUCCUACACUGACCCUUCACCUUGCUUCUUUGAUCUUCUGGCAAAGACAAUGCUGCCGCCCAUCCUAUGUGUUGAUAAGCAUGUAGGGAUGUUUGUAAAGAAUACCCCUCUCUGUCUCAUUAGAGAUAUCUUUGCCAGAAGCUCAAGGAAGCAGGCUGAAGUGUCAGUGUAGGACCCGCUUUAGGGGGGUCUGCCUCGACGUUGGCAGGCGGGCAUUCCCUCCAAUGGUCAUUGGAGUAACUAAAUUACCUCCAUUUGUCUAAAUAUACAUAGGGAUUAAGGAGAGAGCGCAGGUAACUUGUUUUUCUUCAAUUGUAAAAUAUGCCUAUUGUGUAAUAGCAAAAAUGUUAUGAAUACAAUGUAAUGAUGUAAUUUGUAGAACUUUCCACAGAAUAACAUACUCAGUUUAUCUUUUUUUUAGCUCUAUUCAUUUAGUGCUAGCUUACAACUUACAGCUACCUGACACAAUUAGGAAUCAGAAGUUCCUUGAUUCAUGAGAGCUGUGAUAUUUAAAGGAAUACUCCAAGCACCAUAACUACUGUAUACUGUAGUGGUUAUGGUGCCAGGAGUGCCCUGUUAUAACAAUUUAGGAGAUACAGUUGCUUGGUAGAAUAAGUUCUACAUUAUGGUCAAUUCUGAUCUUGAGCAAGAAAAACUGGAAUGGCUCAACUCAUGUCUUCUGGGGCAAAUGUACCCCCGCAGCGUUUCAGUGAUGGCUGUAAUCAGUAAGAAGGUUUAAACACGGUUUUCACGGUAGGCUAGAAAUUCUGUAGAGUUCACACAUUGUUUGGAAAACUUUAUUAAAGAAUCUAGGAGGCGGAGCCUAACAGCGGAGGCAAGCAGAUGCAAGUCUAAGGAGCUCCGAGCAAAAACGGACGAAAAUACGCUCAAAAUCGACAGAUACUACCCCCAACAACCACUAACUGAAGGCGGGAACCCCUUAAGCCCUAAUGGGACGCAAACACAAGAAACAGAUGCCGGAUAAUCCAGCCCCAGGACUCACAAUAGGGGAAAUGUGGCGGCAAGCAUGCGGCCCGAGCGGAUCCAAUAUGGCGGCGCUCCACGGAGGCUGCUCGGAUUUCUCCGAUGGCUACUCAGAGGGAGCUGAAGAUGAAUGCCUCCUAACCCCAGACCCAAAGCCCAGGGCAAAACCCAGCAAACCAAGGAAGGACCCAGAUGCCGACCUGGUAACCACUGGGGUGUUAAAGACCCUACUAGCCGACCUCCAAAAAAACAUCCUUGCGGAUGUCACCGCACUAAGGGGAGAGCUGCAGGGCCUGACGGGUCGCAUAGCAGUACUGGAGGCCACCUCCCAAGAACAGCAGAGCACUAUCGCCUCACUGAGAAGCGACAUUCAGGACCUGCGCAGCCAAAAUAUGCUGCAUGAACGGCGCUUCGCAACCCAGGAAGACUCAAGACGGAGACUCAAUAUCAAAGUCAGGGGACUCCCAGAGGGGUUGCCGGAGACUGACCUACCGCACAUGAUCAAGCGCCUGCUAACCAGCAUACUGCCCACAGACCAAGCUAAAGCUAUAACACCAACAGAUCUCUUCCGGAUUCCGAAACCUGCUGGGGCCCCAGACAUGGCCACAAGGGACACCGUACUCACCUUCAAAAAUGGGACUGACAAAUCGGCGGUCCUCACAGCCGUCCGGGGUAAAGCCCCCAUACAAUUUGAAAAUGCUAAACUAACCUUCUACGCUGACUUGUCCAGUGGAACUCUGGCGUGGCGCAGGUCACUUAGGCCUCUUACCUCCACACUCCAGCGCAACAACAUUCAGUAUCGCUGGCGGCCCUCGCACACGCUCCUGAUACAGCAAGGUGAAAGAACAUACCAAAUCUACAGCAUGCAAGAUGCAGCGGCCCUUCUCCGAACCCUGGGCCUGCCACAGGAUUCACUCCCCCAAGCGGGACCCGGUGCUCCCACCACCCCGAGCCACAGCUGGGAUCCAGCAAAAAGUGCCCCAUUCAGACCACGGAGCACCACACCGGUUACCUACGCCUCAGUUACCACAUAGAUGGAACCUAAGGGCGCACCCUCCAAGCUCCGCAACACCAUGACCUGCCUACACCGAACUGCCGAGAAGGGGAGUACCGCUCCAGGGCACCACCAAUACCCCGCAAGGCAUCGGUUGAUGAAAUCCACUAUCAAGUCCUUGGGGACUCUACUUUCCUCUUCUCCCCUUUUAUCUCUCAUUAAAUACGCCAUCACAUGAUUCAGGACUCUGACCUGGAGAACACCAGGGAACCUUGUAACUCUGUUUGGCAAGUUUGGGAUUGUUCACCUGCAGUAACACGUUCAUAGCCACUGUCUGUUUAAUAAUUAAUCUACUAAUACUUCACACUUAUAAGGCACAUAACUGUUAUUUUUCUCCGUUUUUUAAUUUUUUUAUUUUGUAGCCUUUGUUUCCUUAAAAUGAGACUCUAUACUGAGCUCCAUGUGUGGUAUAUUACGCGAUGGCUAACACACAAAUACUCGCCUCCUUAGCAAGUACCCCUAAGCAAGAAUUCCCAUGUAACAUUGUUACCCAGAAAAGUACAGGGAAAUCCCACCUAGCAGACGAGAGUAGCUUCUUAGGAUAUCACCUGGGAAUCGGCCAUACGCAAAAUAGAUAACACCACAACUUUACCCUACUACCUUAAGCUUGGCGGCCCUUCAACCCCCAAUCACGCAUUAACCAUGACCUUAAGGGUCCCUACCACACAAACAGGGGGAUUUAUGUCUGCCCCGGACAGCUUGAAUUUAGUCUACCCCGGCGGGCCCACUUCCAUUCCCAGCGAAGCAUUUAAGCGGCACAGCUAACAUAGCCCUAAUGUGUCCCCUCGGACCACCUCACAGGAGUACCUUCAAUAGCGCGGCACAAUUAAAAUCGCAGCUCUGAUCAGACAUACUGUACUAAACGCAUAACACUGUAUAACCCAAUCAGGGCAGGUGCAAGGAUUUUUGCCGCCCUAGGCAAAAGUAAAGUUUGCCACCCCCCCCCCCAUAUGACAUCACAAUGCCCCAUGUUAACUAACGCAAGUGCUGCAGUGCCGCCGUGUUUACAUUAAAAGGCCUGCAGGGACAGGCUAUAGACAGCAGAACCACUACAUUAAGCUGCAGUGGUUCUGGGGACUAAAGUGUCCCUUUAAUGUGAGGUAAAUUAGAGAUUAGUGCCACGAAUAAUAUACUAGAUUGCCUACUUACAAUCAGAUGAGGAUAGUGAUGGGCUCUAGCUGCAGUCUGGCUCCACUCGUCUGGUGUAGAACAGGCUCUCUGGAGGCUGUUUGUGUUCUGGGAGAACGGGAAGCAGCUCCAUUUUUUGGGGGCCCUUUACACAGCUCAAGGUCUGGGCCCCAGGGUCCACCUUCAUGUUCCACCAAUUAGUUUGUUCACAGGAGUAGGGGAUGUCCUGAUAUGUGUGUAAGGAAUGCAUUGUGUGAAUCUGUGUUUGUAUGCGUAAGGGCUGCAAUGUGUGUUUCUAUGUAUGUACGGGAUGCAGUGUGUGCAUCUGUAAGGGGUGCAUUGAGUGUGUGUAAGGAAUGCAUUGUGUGUUUCUGUGUGUGUAAGGGAUGCAUUGUGUGUAAGGGUUGAAUUGCUUGUGUGUGUGUGUGUGUGUGUGUGUGUAAUGCAUUAUGUGUUUUUCUGUGUGCAAGGGGUGCAUUGUGUGUGUGUGAUGGCUGUCAAUCUCUCCCCCCUCCCUUGUCCCUCUCUUCUCCCCCUCUCCCUCCCUCGUCACUCUCUUCUCUCCCCCCCUUGUCUCUCUCUUCUCCCCCCCUUGUCCCUCUCUUCUCCCCCCUCUUGUCCCUCUCUUCUCCCCCCUCCCUUGUCACUCUCUUCUCCCCUGCGUGUCCCUCUCUUCUCCCCCCUCCCUUGUCACUCUCGUCUCCCCCGUUGUAACUCUCUUCUCCCCUCCCCACUCUCAUUCCCCCUCCUAACCCCGUCAUUUCCCCUCCCUGUCAAUUUCUUCCCUCCCACCUUGUCAAUUUAUUCCCCCCACCCUGCCUGUCCAUUUAUUUCCCCACCCUGCCUGUCCAUUUAUUCCCCCCACCCUGUCCAUUUAUUCCCCCACCUCCCUGUCCAUUUAUUCCCCACCCUGUCCAUUUUAUUUCCCCCCCUCUCCAUUUUAUUCCCCCCCUGCCUGUCCCUUUAUUCCCCCCCUGCUGUCCAUUUAUUCCCCCACCCUGCCUGUCCAUUUUAUUCCCCCCCUCCUGUCCAUUUAUUUCCCCUCCUGUCAUUUAUUCCCCCUCCUGUCCAUGUAUUUCCCCCCCCUGUCCAUGUAUUCCCCCUCACUGUCCAUUUGUUCCCCUCCCCUCCUGUCCAUUUAUUCCCCCCCUCCCCUCCCUGUCCAUUUAUUUCCCCCACUCCGUCCAUUUAUUCCCCCCACCCCGUCCAUUUAUUCCCCCCCCCACCCCGUCCAUUUAUUCUUAAUACUUAAUCUUAAUGUGACUACUAAGGGACACAUAUCUGUGAAACAAAAUACUACUUUUACUUGUCUCUAUAAGUGUAAGUUAUUAUCCUGUUUAUAUAACUACUUUAAAAAGUGCAAUGUUAUUACUGCCAUGGGCUUAAACGUGUAUUUGAACUGGAGCGCACCAGCUAUUGUGGCUGUGCAACUCCGCCUGUUAACCUUAUGCACGACCAAAAAUAAAGAAUUAUAAAAAAAAAAAAAAAAAUCUACUGAAAAUGUCGCAACACUGGCUUGUUUCAUCCGCAAUAGAUGUCGGGACUUCAUAAUUCUCUGUGAUUCUGUAAUAAAGAGGAUAUAUGUAUAAUUAGAUAUAUUUCUUUUUUUGAACCUGUUAAAGGAACACUUUAGGGUCCCAGACCACAUCAUCCCUCUGAAGGAACAGCAAUGUUUCCAUUGUAGGAGUAACCUGUGUCUAUUGGCUGUUAUAGUGCCAUACAGCCACUAGAGGCACCUGAAAUAGUGGAGUAAAGCUUAUCUAUUUCAAUCAAAUGGUCCCAUGUGCAUUAGCCUACCAAUGCUUUCCUAUUGGAUCAAUCUCGAUGAUCUCAGACAAGAAGGCGGAACGGUGUGCCAGAGACCAACGCUGCGAGGGAGAAAAGGUAAGUAAAGGCAACUUUCUAACCCUGGCAGUAGGGAUCUGGUCACCUAAAUGGUCACUAGGGCACUAUAGCGUUGGGCAUAUCAUUUUUUAUUUCUAUCACUGUUGUGUUCCUUUAAGUGCUGGGUCUUUUUCUUAUAUUGUUGAUAUUUCCACUUGUGAUUAUUUCAGUGGUUUGUCUUGUUCUCUGUGCAGUGGGAUUGCAGACAUCAAAUUUUAAGCUACAAAGUACUUUUUUAUUGCCCAAUUUAAGAGCAACAUUUGUGUUUCAAAGUUAGCGCUCCAAAAAUUGUUCAUUUUAUAAAAAAUACUUAUUAUUAGCAAGAUUUUAAAUUAGCCACCUUAGAAACGUUUUAUACUUUAACUGUUUUUAUGCUACAUAAUAUAUUUCUCUGACAGUAAAACAGACCACAUAGUACGUCUGGAAUAGCACUGCUCGGUCUCCUUGGUCAUCUGACAUUCUUUUUCAGCAGAGUGACGUGUAGGAUGCCCCCUACACCUCCCCACAACUUCUCCUGGGUGGAACCUGGGCUGUUGGCUGGCAUGGCUAUGCCUCGACUCCCUGCCCACUACGAGUAUUUAUACCAGAAUGGUAUACGGCACCUGAUAACACUGACAGAGCACAAACCGCCGUAUCAUGACACUUGUCCUGGCAUCACUCUGCAUCGUAUUCGCAUCGUGGACUUCUGCCCACCGAGUUUGGACCAGAUCAAGAGCUUCCUCAAAAUCGUAGAAGAUGCAAACGCUAAGAAAGAGGUACCAUGGUCAAUCUAGGCCUAACUGUUCUGGUGCAUGUACAUUGGAUUACACUUGUAUCAGGCCAUGUAAUCAAUGCACUUGUGAAAUGUGUUUGAACAAAAAUCACUUAUUUGUGUAACAUAUUAAACACUUUCAAUAAAAGAAAGUUCUUAAAAGAAAACAAAGGGCUAAGUUAAAGGGACACUGUAGGCAGCUGACCACUUCAGCUUAUUGAGGUGGUCUGGGUGCAAUGUCCCAUGUCCCUUAACCCUACAGUGGUAACUAUUGCAGUUUCUGAGAAACAGCAAUAAUUACCUGAGGGUAAACUCAUCCUCUAGUGGCUGUCUACCAGACAGCCACUAGAGGGACUUCCGGAAUCCAAACCUUUGGUCCGUUAUCUGACGCUGGACGUCCUCACACUCUGUAUGAGAACCUCCAGCGUCAGUUUUUUCCUAUAGGAAAGCAUUAAAAAUGCUUUCCUAUGGGGAAAUAGUAAUGCGAGCGCGGCCAUUGCCGCGCAUGUGCAUUAGGUCUCCCCUACCAGCUGACGACGGCGGGCGAGGAGCGUAGACGGAGCCUUACCCAGCGCCGAGAUACAACGGCACUGGCUUCAGGUAAGUGGCUGAAGGGAUUUUAACCCCUUCAGCCAUGCGGGAGGGGGGGAUUCUACAGUGCCAGGAAAACAAGUUGUAGAACGAGAGUAAAAAAUAAAAAAUUACCAUAAAUUGUAAGUUGUGGAAAAACUCUACCACCCAGCUCCUCCAUGUGUCUCAUCCCCACCUCCACUUCUCCAUUUGUCUCAUUUCCCCCCCCCCACUCCUCUAUGUGUCUCACCUUCCACCAGCCCCUCCACGUGUCUCAUUCUCCCCCCAACCCCUGCAUAUGUCUCAUUCUUCUUCCACUAGCCCCUCCAUGUGUCUCAUUCCACCCCUAGCCCCUCCAUGUGUCUCAUUCUUCUCCUCCCAGCCCCUCCAUGUGUCUCAUUCUCUUCCCACCAACCCCUCCAUAUGUCUCAUACUCCUUCCCCUAGCCCCUCCUUGUGUCUCAUACUCCUUCCCCUAGCCCCUCCUUGUGUCUCUUUCUCCUUCCCCCAGCCCCUCCUUGUGUCUCAUACUCCUUCCCCUAGCCCCUCCUUGUGUCUCAUACUCCUUCCCCUAGCCCCUCCAUGUGUCUCAUUCUCCUCCCCCCCCAGCCCUCCUGUGUCUCAUACUCCUUCCCAGCCCCUCCAUGUGUCUCAUUCUCCUCCCCCUGCCUCCCGCCAUGUGUCUUCAUUCUCCUCCCCAGCCCCCGCCAUGUGUCUCAUUCUCUCCCCAGCCUCCAUGUGGCUCCCUGGCCUCUCCUUCCCCAGCCCCCGCCAUGUGUCUCUAUCUUCUCCCAGCCCCUCCAUGUGUCUCUAUUCCUCUCCCCCAGCCCUCCAUGUGUCUUGCAUUCUCCUCCCCUGUGCCCCCGCCAUGUGUCUCUAUUCUCUCCCCCAGCCCUCCAUGUCUCUACUCCUCCUCCCCCAGCCUCUCCAUGUGUCUCUAUUCUCCUCCCCAGCUCCCUCCAUGUGUUCUUACCUCCUCCCAAAACCUCUCCAUGUGUUCCCAUUCUCCUCCCCCAGCCCCUCCUGUGUCUCAUACUCCUUCCCCAGCCGCCCCCUCCAUGUGUCUUCUAUUCUCCCCAGCCCCGCCAUGUGUCUCAUUCCUUCCUCCCCAGCUCCCUAUGUGUCUCUAUUCUCUUCCCCCCACCUCGCCAUGUGUUCCCCCCAGCCCCGCCAUGUGUCUCAUUCUACCCCCGCUCAGCUCCUCUAUAUGUCAUACCCCCUACUUCUCCAUGUGUCUCAUUCUACGCUCCAGCCGCUCCAUGUGUCUCAUCCACAUAUCUUUUCUUACAUUCAGACUUUACACACAUAAAAAAAUUACCCUAAAAACUAAAGUUAACGCCAAACCAAAGAACAAAACAAACACGACUAUGGGACUUGUAGGAUAAAGCUGUCUGACUACAAUAUGUUUGAAAUACACAAUGAAAUGUUAAUCCCUUCUUUUCUUUUCCAGGGAGUCGCUGUCCAUUGCAUGCAUGGGUUCGGAAGGACUGGCACUAUGCUGGCGUGCUAUCUGGUUAAAACUAGGAAGAUUACUGGGGUCGAUGCCAUCAAUGAGAUUAGGAAGAUCCGGCGAGGGUCUAUAGAAACAACAGAACAGGAGAAAUCCAUUAUACAGUUCCACCACCACAUAAAAUGAUGGGGGGCGGGAUUAACGAGGACUAGACAAUGUUCCAGCUUCACAGGACUGAGUUAAUCUGGACUUUCCACCCGCCGUUUGUUGUAUUUUCAUAAAACCAUUAUUUUCGUGAACUGAAGUAAAAUGAUUUUCGGGGCCAAAUAUUAAAUUUGGAUGGUCAUCAACUCUGUUGGGUUUCCAUAACUGCAAACAUAAUCUACUGUCUUGAGAAGAUGUUUUGUGGUUAUUUUUCAUCUUCUUCGGGAUCACUUCAGCAUAAAAACAAAAUUGUAAUGGGGGCAAUAUGGCACUUGACUUAUGUGGCGGUAUACGUAUCUCUACCUUAAAGGAAAACAGUCAUCGUUUUUAUUAUUGUUUUAGUAGUUGUAUUAUUGUUUUGUGGUGUGGCCAACUCUAAAUCCUCUUCAGUCAGAAGCACUAUGUAUUAGAUAAAGGAAUACUAAAGCCAUCCAUGCCACUUUAUCUCAAUUAAGUGGUCUGGGUGCAGUAGUCCUUUUAACCUUGCAAGGUAAGACAUAGAUUUGUAGAGACUGCAAUGUGUAUGUUGCAGUGUUAAACAUACCUCUAGUCGCUAAGUAAAAUCCACCUGUUAAACCCUAGCAGGGGGUGGUGGACACCAACACUUACAUAUAGUUAAACUAUAGUGUUGGGAAUACAUAUUUGUAUCUCUAAUGCUAUAGCAGCAGUGGAACCACAGUGGUGCGACCAGGCCCUCUGCAUUCUGCCUGUCACAGGGGCCCAGGAGCAGGGCGUUUAACCACCUUAGCACCCCCCAUCCUGGAGGUGGGCAAUUAGGCACUAAGCUAAAGCAGGCACCUGCUUAACUGGACAACACGUGCCUACUCUGCCGAUAUACAGUGUCUAGGAAGGAGAAUGGGGGAGGCAGCGAGGGAGCACUGAUGUGCCUGCUCUUCCUCACUGCUCCCUUGUUUGCUUUGCGGUGAUGCCGGG